UCUGUGCCGGACUUUAAUGUGAAUAACAACGUUUACAGUCGUUGUCGAAUAAAUGUAUCUUGCAUCGAAUGCAAUUUUAACGCGUUAAGUAGCAACAAAUAAAAAAAACACCGUUUAUUUAUUUAGUUUAAAGUGAAUUUUAAAAACAGAAUAUAAAAUUAUCAUGUCCAAAAGUGCAAUAGACAAUAUUUAUUUGGUUGAGAAAUUUUAAAAAUUAAUAAUAUAAAUAUUAUUACACUUAUCUAAAUAAAAGCUGUCAAAAUGUUUAAAAUACGAGUAUCAUAUAAAUUUUGUGUAAUUUCCUUUGUGAUUUAUUUUAUAUCAAUGCAUUUAGCCAAUGCCUUACCAGAAUAUAGAUUCUCACAUUUGGACUCAAGUCCAAAUCCAGAAAUAAACUAUUUCUUUGAAAAAGACUGUGAAUGCGUGAAACUAAGAGACUGUAAGACUAUGAUUACACUUGCAAUAAAAUCUCAAUCAUCUGAAAAAGUUUAUAUUUACGAUAAAAUACGAAAGGCUUCGUGUGGUUUUGAUGAUAAUCACCCACUCGUUUGUUGUCCAUCAUCCGACGAGAAUAACUAUUCCCCUCAUGAAUUCGAAGAAGAAGACGAAGAUGAAAAGCCCUGGAUAUGGGAUACCACCAAAUUAAACAACAAUAAAUAUUUCUUGGAAAAUAGCAAAAAAAAGAAAAUUAUUCCAAAAUUUAAUUACGGUUUCGAAGAAUUCCCGGGCUAUGAACAAAAUCUAGUGGAUUUUGAAGAUCCUCACACAAGAAAGAAUUGCCCCCCAUCUUUCGAGGAUGGAUUUGAGGACGAAAUCAACAUCAAUUCGAGAAGGAAGCAAUUUAAACCUAUUAUUGAUCCACAUGGUUAUGACAGUUUUGAUGCUCUCUACGGUUAUCCAGCUCCCAGUGGGUUUAAGUUUUCAAAACUAGAUCCAACAGUUGAGCCACCAGUAACGAAACGAAUCGAAAUUGAUUACAAAUCUAAGCAAUUGAACUCGGAGUACUGUGGACUCUCAGUGAACACACGAAUCGUUGGUGGAAAAGAUAGCGGACCUGGCCAAUUUCCAUGGAUAGCCCGAGUUGGAUAUAAAAACAAGAGUAAGUAAAUUGAAGAAACGUCU
Messenger RNA from Eupeodes corollae, 1122 nucleotides. RefSeq lists its product as uncharacterized. The transcript has 2 exons. The record is from RefSeq and is a predicted model, not a curated record. Lineage: Eukaryota; Metazoa; Arthropoda; Insecta; Diptera; Syrphidae. The coding region runs from base 262 to 1107 and encodes 281 amino acids.